Molecule: messenger RNA, 1782 nt
Organism: Abrus precatorius (Indian licorice)
Lineage: Eukaryota; Viridiplantae; Streptophyta; Magnoliopsida; Fabales; Fabaceae
Product: protein NRT1/ PTR FAMILY 4.4-like
Exons: 4
Coding region: 1-1782 (593 amino acids)
Biological process (GO): transmembrane transport
Cellular component (GO): membrane
Molecular function (GO): transmembrane transporter activity
Source: RefSeq, a predicted model, not a curated record
AUGGCACUGCAAGAAAACAGUUCAGAAACAAACACCUUAUCAACUAUGAAGAAAUAUUUGAAGUCAGCAGUAGCUUCAUUCCGUAAUCUAUUCGUCUUCUCUAUGUCUAUGCCUUUCAUCGGCGGUUUGAUUGUUAGCUUCACCUUUGCGAAAUAUGCGGUGGUGUCUAUCUUGAUGAAUUACUUGACAGAUAUAAUGGGUAAGGACGACCUACGGUUAGCUGCUGUUGUUACAAUUCUGCAAGAUGUUCUAUCAUCUUUCUUUGCUGUUGCUGUUUGUUUAGUCUCAGAAGCAUACACGGGUUGCUUCAGUACGAUCACAUUAUGUGCUACGGCUUCACUCAUGGGGAUAAUGCUACUGUGGGUAGAUGAGACAUCAGGUUCAUUUUCGGAUUCACAAUACAUCGUCUAUGUAGCAAUAGUGCUCCUUGCGUUAGGGGGUAAUGGCAAAACGCUUUCACAAAAUUUUCUUGAAUAUCAGUUGCGAGAGAAAGCGAAAGCCAAAAAAGAAAGCGCGCAGAACACAGAAUCCAACGACGUGGAUGACAACAUUCUCACUAAAAUUUGGGUGUUCGUUCCACGGAUUAUUGGAUACAUCACAACAACUAUAUUUGUCUAUGCAUAUGAAGGCAAAAUGUAUGUGCACAACUUCCAAUUUGGAGCACUUCUGAUGGGAGCGACUUAUCUGUUCUUCUACUUUGGAUAUCCAUGGUAUAGGCAUGAAGAAUUUGGUUUUGAAAGCAAUGCACACAAGAUAUAUAGAGUGUGCAGAACAGCUUUGAGGAGGCGCAAAUUCACAUAUCCAACAUCAUGGGAUGGGUAUUACUGGAAGACUUAUAAGCAGCCAAAUUUGCCUGAUCAUAAUGGUAAGCAACUAAGAUUAUCGCCUCAAAUUCCAAGACUAUUCAGGUGGUUGGACAAGGCAGCUAUAGUUAAAGUUGGUAAGAGUCCCCAUAGAGAAGAAGAGAAGGGGGAGCUAUGUGUGGUUAAGGAAGUGAGGGAAGUGAAAAGCCUUGUUCCUUUGAUCUACUUGGGGUAUUUUACCUUCUUUGCUUAUAGUUUACUUGUGGCCGCUGGCAACACUUUCUUUGUAGCACAAACAACAUACUUGCGAUCCAGUUUUAAAACUGAUAAUGAUAUUACCGUUCUCUUUUUGAUCCAAUCCGCUUCGCUUCAUUUUUCACAAUUCAUAUGCUUUCUACUCAGAUUUUCAUUUCCAAACUUGAAAAAAGCCAACAGAAAAGCAGCCACAAUUACAAGGAUUGGUACUGGCCUGGUUUUUGCGGUAAUUUGCUGCUUAACAGCGUGGAAGGUGGAGGUUCGUAGAUGGUCAUUGAUAGAAGAAGAAGAAAAAAAAAGGGCACUCCAAGACCUGGAAACAAUUAACAUGACUACAAUUACCUUAUUUCCACAAUUUAUACUGUGGGGAGUAGCGGAGGGACUUGCUCAAAAUGGGUUAACGAUUUUAUUCCAUGAACAUGUAGCUGAAUCCAUGAGGACUUUUGAGGAGUCCUUCAUUGAAUUGGGGAUUGUAUUAAACAUUAUUUUCCUUCUCUUCUUUCUGUACUACUCCUUAAGAUAUACUUACAAGGAAGAAUAUAAGGAGGAUGAAAAAAUUCCGACGGAGGAUGAAGAAAUUCCGACGAAGGAUGAAGAAAUAAUGACGGAGGGUGAAGAAAUUCCGACGGAGGGAAGAGUGAAUCAUGCUCAUCAUAUGGACAUAGCGGAAGUGGCCACAGAAGAAAUUCCGACGGAGGAUAAAGAAAUUCCCAUGAGGAAUUAA